AUGUCACUAGUCAGUAAAGGUGGACGUGUGUGCAAUAGGGCAAGCCUGUAUGACGUUGAUGGAGCUUUAGGGCUUCUCCGUCUAUGGUUUUUGCUGAUUGGCGCUCAUAUUCCAUUGCCUUGCGGAGCGGCGUCGCUGCUUUUACCGUUUGGGACCGGCCAUGAGUUCUAUAUUUCUCACUUGCUUGUAUUUCAAUUUCUUUAAUCAUGGUUUUGUUAGGGCUGUUUAUUUGCCUAUGAGGAUAUCAGAUUAUAAAAGAACACCAUCUUUCGGGACUGAUUGACUUCUUUUUGAAGUUUUGUUGAUACUUCUGCAGUUCUGAGGCUUUCUUGAUUUUGUUUGUUUAUAUGUUUGGUUUUGAUUUAAAAGUAAUAGAGGCAGUGACGAACGAGAAUGUCAUGCACCACUCUGAUUCUAGUGCUGAUAACCAUCUCUAACCCAUUUUUUAUCUGAGCCUUUAUUGUGACAUUUGUAUUCUUUGAGGAAGGUUUGGUCCGAGUUAGUGUAGUUGCUGUAUACUAAUGCCUUUGUGGUUUGGCUUUGUUUGUGUGGACGCUUCUACAAAUUGUUUAUACGAUUGGCUUUGAUGAUUUGUUACGAUUAAUACAUAAUGUUGAUGGCAGUUCUAUAAUGGAUUUAUUAUGUCGAUUGAAGCUUUAUUGCCUCACUUGUAGCUGAUGCUGAGGGGUUGAGACAUUGUCCGAUGGCUAAGGUGUUUUGAAGAUUCUGAAGAUUCAAUACCAAUGUCCGAUGGCUAAGGUGUUCUGUAUUCGUCACUUUAUCUUCACAGUUGAGGAUGUUUUAGUAGUUGAAUUUCUUGUAGCCUAUAAUGCUCCGAUUUUUGUUUUAGUUAUGAAUUUGUAAAUUUCACAAUCUAUAAUCUGUUAUAGCUAAUAUGAAAAUUUGUUUUUGCCAAA
Molecule: messenger RNA, 917 nt
Organism: Camelina sativa (false flax)
Lineage: Eukaryota; Viridiplantae; Streptophyta; Magnoliopsida; Brassicales; Brassicaceae
Source: RefSeq, a predicted model, not a curated record